UACCCUUACCAACCGAAAAUAAAACAAACUUGUUAUUUUCCUCUCUCUUUCUUUUUUCUUUUUCUCCAUGUCCUUUAGUUUUACCCCUACCCAUUAAAUUCAAUUAAUUUAAUAUUUCAUGACAAUUACAUCCCUUCUUAUCUUACCUCUAUCCUCCAAUCCUCAACCAAUACGCAACUCUCUCCAUUUUUUUCAAUUUUAAUUCCACAUUCAAUUCAUUAUUCAAUUUUGAUGUGUUAAUGUAAUUAAUUUUUGAGGGGGUUUUGUAUUAGUUGUGAGUAAUUUUGAUGUUGUCUCGAGCUGUUGCUAUUGAGAACAAAGUUGUAAUGCCGGAAUCAUCCGUGGUGGUUUCGGCGGCGGAGAUUGGACCAAGGAGUUCCGACGAGGAUGAUGUGAUGCUUAGACGGCGUCGUUUUCAGAAUUUAAGAGGAGUUCAGUGGCGUAUAGAUCUUGGAAUUUUGCCUUCUUCCUCUUCUUCCUCUGUAGAUGAUCUUCGCCGUCUCACUGCUGAUUCUCGCCGCAGAUAUGCCGGUCUGCGGAGGCGCCUCCUUGUAGACCCACAUAUAUCAAAGGAUGGAAGUAAUUCUCCUGAUCUUGCUAUUGACAAUCCUUUAUCUCAAAACCCAGACAGUACAUGGGGACGUUUCUUCCGAAAUGCUGAACUGGAAAAAACCGUUGACCAGGAUUUAUCACGUUUAUAUCCUGAGCAUGGGAACUAUUUCCAGACUUCUGGCUGUCAGGGAAUGUUAAGGCGGAUAUUGCUAUUGUGGUGCCUUAGACAUCCUGAAUGCGGGUAUCGACAAGGUAUGCAUGAACUUCUGGCUCCUUUGCUGUAUGUUCUUCACGUUGAUGUUGAACGUCUCGCUGAAGUGCGAAAAGACUAUGAGGACCAUUUCACUGACAAAUUUGAUGGCGUAUUAUUUCAUGAAAGUGACCUUAUGUUCAAUUUUGAUUUCAAAAAGUAUUUAGAUUACAUGGAAGAUGAGAUAGGCUCUCAUAGUAAUUCCACAAAGAUUAGGAGUCUUGAUGAGCUUGAUCCUGAGAUACAAACCAUUGUAUUGCUAAGUGAUGCUUAUGGAGCUGAAGGUGAACUGGGAAUUGUUUUAUCAGAUAAAUUUAUGGAACAUGACGCUUACUGUAUGUUUGAUGCUUUGAUGAAUGGGGCUAAUGGUUCAGUUGCCAUGACCGACUUUUUCUCUCUAUCUCCUGCUGGCGGAUGUCAUUCUGGGUUACCUCCUGUAAUUGAAGCUUCUGCUGCAUUGUAUCAUUUGCUUUCCGUUGUUGAUUCAUCAUUACAUAGCCACCUUGUUGAACUUGGUGUUGAACCUCAGUAUUUUGCACUUCGCUGGUUGCGGGUUUUGUUUGGACGGGAGUUUUUGCUUAAAAACCUCUUGUUAGUAUGGGAUGAAAUAUUUUCCGCCGAUAACAGUAAAUUAGAUAAAAGUCCUGAAGAUGAUGCAAGUUCUAGUUUUUGUAUUCUUAGUUCACAUCGAGGAGCAUUGAUCGCAGCUAUUGCUGUCUCUAUGAUACUUCAUUUGAGAUCUUCACUGCUUGCCACUGAGAAUGCUACAACCUGUCUCCAGAGAUUGCUGAAUUUUCCAGAAAAUAUAGAUCUGAAAAAACUAAUAGAUAAGGCAAAGUCUUUACAGACUCUUGCGUUGGAGACCAGUAUCUUAUCCUUCUCUCAUCCUUUUGGUAAUGCUUUUAACCAGUCUAAAUCCAUGGUGGUGAGAGGGCAUACUCUUUCGUCUGGUUCCGUUUCUCCAAAAACUCCUCUAAAUAUUGUGCCAGAUAGUUACUGGGAAGAGAAGUGGAGAGAUUUGCACAAAGCUGAAGAACUUCAGAAAAAUUCAGGGAAACAAACUCCAACACCAAAAAAAGGAUGGUCGGAAAAAGUAAGAUUGACUUUAUCAAGAACAGCGUCUGACCCGUCCCCAGCAAAAGUUGGGCAUGAAAAGGUCCCGAAGCCAUCUGUUAGGCGCCGUUUGCUUCAAGAUUUAUCUCGCGAACUUGGUUUCCAUGAAGACGUCGAGAAUGCAGAUUGUGGUGACGACGUUUCAGGCCAGAAUGAUCAUAACUGCCCAGAAGUUGAGGGUGAGGAUCAACAUGGAGUUCGUAAGGAUUUCAGUUUCACCAGUGAAGAUAGAUCUCCAAGUGGAAAUGCUGGGAGCGAAGAAACUUGUUUUGUAUUCUCAGACCCAUCUAGUCCCAUUAGUGUUGCUAACAAUCAUGAAAAUGACUCAGAGAAAAGUAGUGUUGCCUCAAAUUUGUCCACUGAUGAAACAGAUGCCCAUAGUGAGGUUAUACAGGGAGACUCAGUUCUUCCUGUUUCUGAUCUCCCUGAUGAUAUCGCUCCAAGUUCUGAAAGCAAAAAUGAGGCUACUGGAAAAUUAGUGAACGGUACGAAGGAGCGGAAACUUCUUUCAGGUAAACUCCAGUGGUUUUGGAAAUUUGGACGGAGUAACGUUGGUGAGGAGACAUCUGAAAAAGGAAUUGUUGACUCUACAAAAUCUGCCAGUGAUGCUGGUAGUGAGAGCAAUGUGAUCAGCACUUCCGCUAAUGAAUCUAACAAUUUGCAUACAAAUAUAAGAGGAGAUGUUGUGGAUCAGAAUGUGAUGGGUACAUUGAGGAACCUUGGUCACUCGAUGCUUGAACAUAUUCAGGUAUUAGAGUCUGUAUUCCAGCAAGAUAGGGUUCAGGUGGGGUCAUUGGAGAAUUUUUCCAAAAAUGUUAUAGUUGGCAAAGGACACGCUACAGCUAUGACAGCCCUUAAGGAGCUUCGAAAAAUUAGUAAUCUUCUGUCUGAAAUGUGAGGUGAGCAUUAAUUAUAUAUACCUGUAUAUAUGUCUUCUUGUAAUUACUAUUCUUUUAGUGCAACAAUAAAGAAAGCGAGUUUCUGAA
This is a messenger RNA of Mercurialis annua (annual mercury), 2901 nucleotides long. RefSeq lists its product as uncharacterized. Gene Ontology annotation, biological process: activation of GTPase activity. The record is from RefSeq and is a predicted model, not a curated record. NCBI's taxonomy places the organism in Eukaryota, Viridiplantae, Streptophyta, Magnoliopsida, Malpighiales, Euphorbiaceae. The transcript is spliced from 5 exons. The coding region runs from base 288 to 2813 and encodes 841 amino acids. Gene Ontology annotation, molecular function: GTPase activator activity.